Drosophila albomicans is the source of this 4765-nucleotide messenger RNA. RefSeq lists its product as uncharacterized. The record is from RefSeq and is a predicted model, not a curated record. Gene Ontology annotation, molecular function: protein binding; endonuclease activity. The transcript has a single exon. Lineage: Eukaryota; Metazoa; Arthropoda; Insecta; Diptera; Drosophilidae. Bases 2621 to 4663 code for a protein of 680 amino acids.
AUUAACCCCUUUCCUCUUGUUUCCUUCUCCAACUCAAUUGCAAAAGCCUUGCUUCCAUAUAAAGAAGGUCAUUGUGGCAGAAAAAAAAUAGCAAAAAAAAUCAGAUACAACGACAAAUAAGACAAGUAAACAAGCGAAACAGCUGCUGAACGAGGGUGGGCAGCGGGGAACAAUGGCUGCUAAUAGCUGAACUGUAACAGUGCCUAUCAUCAGUAUAUGUGACUGUGUGUGUGAGCGUGUAUUGGCGUCGUUUGCUUAUUAGAACAUGCAAACAACCAGUUCUAAUAAGAGUGACAUGCAUACAUCUAUUAUGAAAUAUAGUUUAUGUACAAAAGGGGGAAGUGGUGGCAAAUACUACAUUACACUAGUUAACAUGGACAUUAUCAAUGAAUGCACACACUCACCUAUGCACAAAACCCUUUUAACAUGCUGUUAAUAGACUAUAGCUGACAUCAUCAUAACAGUGGAGAGGAAAUAGCUCAUCAAAUUAACAUUUUUAAACUUGCUGUGCAGUGUAAAGUAGCUCUAUCUCUGUUUACCAACACAGAUGCGUGCAUUGACACACUAAACACACGCAUAUGCCUGUGAGUGUGUGAAUGCGCAACAGCUGAUGCUGUCUUUGUGACUUGCAAACUUUUUCAACUUGUUUUAGAAUUAUUUCAAGCUUUUUAAACAUUGUUUAUUUUUGCUCAGCUGAUGUCAUAUUGAGGUUAGCUUAAUAUAUAAUUACUUGCCAAUCAAGCUCACUGUCGCUAUCUCGUUCUUUCUAAUUGCCUCACCCCACUCCUCUCUUGGGGAUUUUCUGAGCAAAGUGCAUGUGACGCACUAGCCUAAACAACAACUAAAACAAAAUAAAAACAAAACAAUCAAUAUUUCUGCUUAUGGCGAAAAUAUGAAAAAGAAAAACACUUAAAAAAUACUAUCGCAAGUAAUUGUGUUAGUGUGUGUGUGUGAGACAAUAACAAAAGCCACAACAACAGCACUAACGAAGCUGAUAGACGCGCGUCAUAAAGCGAGAACAAAGAGAAACUGAGCAACAAGAGAGAGCGAGAGAGAGAUAUCAAACGAAACGCUUUCUAAUCAGAACAAAUCAAUUAGCAGGUGAAUGCACCGACCGACAAAAAAGCAAUUAGAAAUUCUCCCUUUGCAUUUAAUUGAAUGGCAAGUUCAAGGGCACAGGUUGCUGUAUCGAUUGCAGGUGGAAGGGAAAUGUAUUUAUUGUGAUAACUCAGUGUCAAGCACGUGUUGGAAACCUGCUUGAAUAGUGCACCAAACCGAUUCAACAUUUUGUUGUUAUUGUUAUUGUUAUUGUUUACGCCAGCUGUUUACACCACACAAGUUGGCCAUCGUUAUUGCGUGCUGCUUUCCUUCUUCUUAUUCGCGAAGCGAUACUCUUUUGUCAAUAUGAGUCUGUGACACGUUUUAAUGCCCUUUGGCUCAAAAGUCCAUGUUUAAUAUUGAUAACACUCCCGAAAUUGAUAAUUGAAAAGAAAUAAAUUAUAGAAAAUAUUUAUAUUAAGAAACAACUUGAUGAUUUAAACAUUUGUAUACCAUAUAGAGUGUGUAAUCUGCGGCUUUUUAUUUUACGAAUGCGAAUGAACCUCACUGCACCUGGAACAUAUUUAAUUUAUUACCCUCUUGUUUACACUUUGUUCGCUUACAGCUGAGAUUUGUAUGCGUCAUUUUUAAAUAAACUGCCAAAGUCACAACAACGCACAAAAAUAAAAAAUAAUUUAAUCAUGUGUUUGCUAGUUAGUUAGUAAACAUCAACAACCGAAUAGAAAUAAAAACAAAACCGCAAACAAGGCCGCCGUGCUAUUGAUUUUCAGGGGGGUUCAAGUCCCACAUAAGCUGAGAAAAGACCUUGAGCCUCAUUUUUUUGCGACGACGCCUUCUUUGUUAGCAACUAGUUUUGAUUUCAUAAACACUGUAAACAAAAACAAAUAGAUAAACAAAUCGCCCGAGCGCAAGACACGUGUUGCGCUCAGCAUACGAUUUGUUGCUCUUUUGAUUUUAGUUUUGGGGGAUACCGUGAAACGUGCUUGGCAUAAAAUGUAGCGCAAAUUAUCGCAAGCUCAAAAGUUUUCCAUGGCCCACAAAAAUGGGUUUGUAUAAUUUCAAGUACGUAUGAAAGCUCAAAGCUGCUGUUUGCUAAUUUUCAAAGUACGCGCACUCGCUUACGUUGUGCAGCACUGCAAAUUCCAACUGGCGCUUGCAGACCAACACAUCUUUACUUCUGAAACUAACAAAUAUUAAACUCACGAAAUAUACAAUACGAAGGAGAUAAGACUAAAUUAGCAAUUAUACUCUAAAAAUUUGUAAGCCGUUUGAUUUUGCCGCAGAAAUGAAAUGCUUAUUAAUUAAUUUAAGCGAACAAUGGAAAUUUCAAAAUAAUGCGCGCUCGCUUGCUCAUUUGUUAUACAACACUGACCAGUCACACAGAGACCACAACGAUAUGGCAACGCCCGUCAUUCCAAAAUACUUGAAAAAAUACCAUAGGCGCAGUCAAAACAUAAACAACAACAAAGCGCCCUGCACAUUGUGACAUUGAAAAUGGCGGAAAUUGAAACACAAAUUGAUUGCCAUAAAGUUAAAGUGUGAAAAAUCAAUCAAUUCCCAAAUGGAGCAGCGUGCUAAUUUCCUCGCAUUAACGCUGCUUGACGCGCUCGAGGAUGAAAACGAAUCCGAUAUAUUCUCAAUGCUCGAACGCAACACAAUCGACUGCAGCAUUGUUCCCUGUGAUCGAGGAUUGGCUCCAUUGCAUUAUGUGUGUGGCAUGAAGAACGUGCCACUUGCACGACGCACCCUCGAACGCUUUCUCGGCAGUGAUCAGCAGCUGGAUGUGAAUGUGCGCUGUGAUGGAAACAUGACAGCUUUGCAUAUUGCAGCGAUGUAUGGCAGAGUUGAGUUGGUGCCGCUGUUACUGCAACAUGGGGCACGAUUGGAUCUGCUGGACGAUGAGAACAAGUUGGCUAUGCACUAUGCCAUCGAGGAAUGCCAUUUCGAAGUGCUGCAGCAGCUCAGCGAGCACAUUCUGCAGGAGAAAAAGAAGCAGCAGCUAAAGACGCCCAAAUCGAAUUUGAAGUAUAAUCAUGAUGUGACUUCGCCUUACUACAUUAAUAUCACACACAGACGCAAUAAGCCGCAACCCAGCUACCCAGACAGAGAGGAGCGGGACCAGGAGGAGCGGGUGAAUCUCUUUACUUUGACGCGUGAUCAUUUGGAGGAGUUGUCGAACAAACAGGAGGAUCAGCAAGCAACUGGAGGCAAACGCACUUUGAUCGAGAGCUGGCGGGAUAAAGUGGAGCGUUCGCGUGCUCGCAAAUCACUGCUGCAGGUGGAGCAUGUGGAGACAUUGGUGGAUCAAGCUCUAAGCCAAGAUGACUUCGAUUAUGAGCAGCAGUUGCACCAAGCACUAAGAGAGGAGCAAGAGCAGGAGCAGCAGCAGGAGACGGUUGCAGAGCCAGCUAGCGAGGCAGGCAGAGCUGCCUUUGGUCAGUUGGUGGAGCAAGUGGCGCAGGCUGCAGUGCUCGAGCAGAGUUAUCACACGGCCCAGGGCGAAGAAGUGCCUCCCUUGGUCAAGAAGGAUGAGGAGUACUAUCUGCAGAUGACGGAGGCGUAUGUGCACACAGAUGACGAGAACGGAUUCGUCUUCUACGAGACCAAGUUGUUGCAGCAGCCCGCUAAAAAGGCGCAAGCGAAGCCUCGCCCUCCUCCAACUCCACAACUCGAUAGCAGCGUAAGCACAAAUUUAACGCUGCCCCUAGACUACGAAACGGAUGCGUUGCGUGCCGAAUUGACACAGCUGGGCGCCACAGUUGGACCCAUCACACACACCACAAAGCGUCUCUACAUCAAGAAGCUGAUCAAAUAUAGAAGGAAUACGGAUGCGUUGCUUACAGCGCAGCAGCAUGCGAAGGCGGCACAGAUGAAAUAUUCGGUGGAAUUGCACCAUACGUUGCGUUCGCAGUUGGAUUAUGAACACAUCGAGGGCUAUAUGCAGCAUGAAGUGGACUCCGCAGCACACUUUGCCACAGCAGCAGCGGGAACGGGCCGUGGUCAACUCAGAGAAGGUCAUCUGAAGCAGAGUUUCAUCUAUAUGCUAAUUGAUCCACGCAUCUCGCGAAAUUUGCCAGGCGAACGCAAUUAUCUGGAGCCAUUGUUGAUUUGGUCGCGCUUCUUGGACUCUAUAUUUUAUGUGGGUAAAGGCAAGUGUUCGCGUCCCUAUGCGCAUCUCUAUGAUGCAAUGCGACAGCAUACACGAGCGCACCAGCAAUCAGUAGGAGCUGGGAAACGCGGCAAGUCAACGCGCUCUCAGUUAAUGCCAGAGCUGUUUAAAUCGCCGCCGCCGCUAGGAACAACAGCCACGAGUAGCAGAAAGCUGCAGCGCAUCCUGGACAUCUGGCAGAGUGGCAGUGGCGUUGUCUGUCUGCAUGUCUUUCACAACAUUCUGCCUACGGAUGCUUAUACGAGAGAGGCGUCAAUUAUUGAUGCACUUGGCAUGCAGCAUUUGACGAAUCUGAAGCGUGGCGAUUACUACGGGCCGGCGCAGAUCUGGGCCAUGAAGCGGAAAAAGCAACUAGGCAUUGCACUGCUCCACAAGGCGAUGCAGAUUUAUUUGGCUGAAGGGGAAUCUCAAUUGUCGCCUAGUGAUUUGAUUUAGUUCAGCAAUAAGUACCAAGUACAAAGUGUAGUGCAAGCCAAAAUAUUUCUUAGCCGGAUCUCAAAAUGUAGCAUAAUUAAGCAAAUUCAACAAAUAAAUUCA